Molecule: messenger RNA, 2031 nt
Organism: Andrographis paniculata
Lineage: Eukaryota; Viridiplantae; Streptophyta; Magnoliopsida; Lamiales; Acanthaceae
Product: D-2-hydroxyglutarate dehydrogenase, mitochondrial
Exons: 16
Coding region: 174-1883 (569 amino acids)
Cellular component (GO): mitochondrion
Molecular function (GO): catalytic activity; FAD binding
Source: RefSeq, a predicted model, not a curated record
GCAUUUUAAUCGUGGUUAGUCGAGUUUACUUGCCAUGUCACCUGUUGGAUUGCUUUAAUCAUAUCCCGGCGCUGUUUUGGUCACCAAGAAUCAGCAAACUCUCCGCACAUAUCCACCUUAAUCAGUGUCGAUUACACCCAUCAAUCUGCCGGUUUGAUGCAAUUGGAUUAACAAUGAAGAAUUUUCAGGGAGCUUAUCGUCUGUGGAAGCACUCUUUUGAUCAUCCGACGAACCGUAGAUUAUUAUUCAACUUUCGAUCAUCCUUUUCGGGUCUUACUAAUAACCUUACUCGAAUGAGUGGGAGAAAUGCUUUUUACCACAAUCAAAUUGUUCCUGAGUGUAAUUCAUUUUUAAGAAGUUAUGGCCGUGGUCUUGUAGCUGCUUUCUGCAAAUACGAGAACAAUUGUUUCCAAAUCCAUUACAGAAAUUUGACUUCAAUGGCAUCAACGCCCACAAGAAACAAGUCCUUUUCUGUGAUUAAUUCUGAUGAUAUAAACUACUUUAAGAAUAUUUUGGGAGACAAGGGUGUGGCUCAGGAAGAGGAGAAGCUGGAAGAUGCGAACAUGGACUGGAUGCGGAAAUACAAAGGCUCAAGUAAGCUAAUGCUACAGCCUAGAAGCACACAGGAGGUUUCUCAGAUCCUUGAGUACUGUAACUCUAGAUACCUGGCUGUUGUACCCCAAGGUGGAAAUACAGGUCUUGUGGGAGGAAGCGUACCUGUCUUUGAUGAGGUAAUUGUCAACAUGAGUGCAAUGAAUAACAUCCUUUCCUUCGAUAAGGUUAGCGGUGUACUAGUAUGCGAAGCAGGAUGCAUUUUGGAAAAUUUGAUGUCUUUUCUGGAUAAUGAAGGAUUUAUUAUGCCACUGGAUUUGGGUGCUAAAGGAAGUUGCCAAAUUGGGGGAAAUGUUUCAACUAAUGCUGGUGGCUUGCGCCUUGUCCGGUAUGGUUCUCUCCAUGGCAGUGUUCUUGGUCUUGAAGCUGUUUUAGCGAAUGGUACUGUGCUUGACAUGCUUGGGACUUUGCGCAAAGACAACACUGGAUAUGACUUGAAGCAUUUGUUUAUUGGGAGUGAGGGAUCUUUGGGAAUCAUAACAAAAGUCUCGAUACUUACACCACCUAAGUUGUCAUCAAUAAAUGUAGCCUUCCUAGCUUGUGAAGAUUAUACCAGCUGUCAGAAACUCUUGUUUGAAGCGAGAAGGAAGCUAGGUGAAAUUCUUUCUGCAUUUGAAUUUUUGGACAUCAAUGCUAUGGAUUUGGUUCUAAAACAUUUAGACGGGCUUCGCAAUCCAUUACCUUCGUCAAAACACAACUUUUAUGUCCUGAUUGAGACAACUGGCAGCAUCCAAUCUCAUGACAAUGAAAAGCUUGAAGCAUUCCUCGUUCAGUCUGUCGAAAGUGGACUAGUAACUGAUGGAGUUCUAGCACAAGACAUAAAUCAAGCAUCAGCAUUCUGGCAAAUACGCGAGGGAUUACCCGAAGCUUUGAUGAAAGCAGGGGCUGUAUAUAAAUAUGACUUGUCUAUUCCUCUAGAAUGGAUGUAUGAUCUUGUUGAAGAAAUGAGAAAUCGUCUUGGCACGUCAGCAAAUGUUGUAGCAUAUGGCCACCUUGGAGACAGCAACUUACACCUCAAUAUAUCAACUCCACUAUAUGACAAGAAUGUGUUGUCCAAAAUCGAACCUUUUGUCUACGAUUGGACAUCAAAGCAUCGUGGAAGCAUCAGUGCUGAGCAUGGCCUUGGGUCGAUGAAAGCAAAUAAAAUUCAUUAUAGCAAGUCGGCUGAAACUGUGGAAUUAAUGUGGUGUAUCAAGAGGCUACUGGAUCCCAAGGGAAUACUGAAUCCAUAUAAAGUAUUGCCUACUUCACUCUCAUCUUGGUCAAAGUGAUGGAUGCAAACUCUGUUUGUACUUCUGCUUUAUUAAUUCAAAUCAACUUAUAAUGGUGUCCCUCUCUGUAACAUUUCUUGUAAUUUAUGAUUGAAUUAUACUCCUCUCUUCUAUUCAGAAAAGUGUAUUACUAAAAAUAAUUAUUAUA